GUAUUAGUAUUUCAAAUAAGAACCUUAUAAUAAAAAAAGACUUUUUUUAUAUAAAAUUUUAUUAUUUAUUUAUUUUUAAUAUUACAAUUAUAGUACUUAAACAAUUAAAAUGUGCGGACCAUAUUCGUGUGGCAUCGUAGUGACGGCAGUUGGCGCCGCCCUAGUAUUCAUAACUGCAUUCGGUGGUUUUGUAUUAGUACCUGGAAUUGUAGAAAACACAAUUAUAGACACUGUAGCAUUAAAAGAUGACACGGAACAAUUCGAAAGAUUUGAAGUUGUUCCGGUUGCCUUGAACUUCACUGUUAGAUUGUUUAACCUCACCAACCCUGAUGAAGUCCUCCAUGGGGCAGUACCAAUAGUCAAUGAAGUGGGACCAUAUAUUUACACGAUGGCCCAAAAAAGAGUUUUAGAACGUAUUGAAGAAGAUAAACUGACAUACCACAUAUGGAAUGAUAUGCAAUUUGAUCCGGUGGGAUCGUACCCACAUACCGAAGAUGACUUAAUUACCAUGCCAAAUGUACCAUACCACGCUGUACUCGGCACAACUGAAAGUACCGUUCCAAACCUGAUGUGGGCCAUAAAUUCAGGAAUCAACGGUAUAUUUGGUGAAUACGAUCAACCUGUAGCAACCUUUAGAGUAGGCGAUAUACUUUUCAAAGGUGUGCCGAUAUGUAAGGACCCUAUUGCGGUUAGUGGGGUUGUAUGUACUGUAAUUAGAAGCAUGCUUCCCGAUAUUAAGAACAUGGUUUUGGAGAACGACGGAUCUAUUCUAUUCUCACUAUUCGCAUACAAAAAUAUGACCGAGAGUUACCGAUACGAAGUUUAUAGAGGGAUAAAUAACAUCAGCGAUGUGGGUCGCAUCAUCCGCUACGAUAACUUGUCAUACUUCAAGUAUUGGGUGAACACUAACCCAGGGCAAAUAAGCUCGUGCAAUAAGAUCAAUGGAACGGAUUCUGGCAUAUAUAUGCCGUUUAUAUCAAGAGACCAACCAAUUGAGGCGAUUAAUCCUGAUAUUUGCAGAUCGAUCAGGCUAAACUAUGUACGCGACAUGGAGUACGAGGGUGUCCCAGGAUACCGGUUCACCACCGACGAGUCGAUGUAUGCUGACGAUUAUGGGUGCUAUUGUCUCAACGUCACCAAAGGUAUCACCAGACAGAAUGGGUGCCUACUUAAAGGCGCUUGUGAACUUUUCACAUGUGUAGGUGCUUACCUUGUGUUGAGCAAUCCGCACUUUUUGUUUGCUGAUGAGAUAUAUCAAAAUAGUGUAAUUGGAAAUACGCCAGACAUUGAGAAACAUGUCCCAUUCGUGGAAGUGGAGCCACAUACCGGCAUAGUGUUACGUGGAGGCAAAAGAGCCCAGUUUAACGUAUUCCUAAGGCCUAUUCGUGGCAUAACAGCAACACAAAACUUCAGAACAACCUUAAUACCAUUAUUUUGGGUUGAUGAGGGCAUGUCGUUAACAGAAGAGUUUGUGGACCAGAUAAAAAAUGAAUUAUUAUUCGCAUUAAAAUUAAUUGACAUUGUUAUACCUAUUUUACUAAGUGUAUUCAGCAUUAUAUUGGUAGCCGGAAUUGUUGUUAUAGCGAAAAGAAAGCUUAGAAAUAAUGCGUCUGGUAGUGAUAUCCCGUCAUCUUUCAAAUAAAUUAAUUUCUCAGA
Messenger RNA from Galleria mellonella (greater wax moth), 1656 nucleotides. It is a transcript of the gene Snmp2, whose product is annotated as sensory neuron membrane protein 2. Bases 110 to 1642 code for a protein of 510 amino acids. The transcript is spliced from 9 exons. NCBI's taxonomy places the organism in Eukaryota, Metazoa, Arthropoda, Insecta, Lepidoptera, Pyralidae. Gene Ontology annotation, cellular component: cytoplasm; membrane. The record is from RefSeq and is a predicted model, not a curated record. Gene Ontology annotation, molecular function: scavenger receptor activity.